This is a messenger RNA of Rhododendron vialii, 852 nucleotides long. RefSeq lists its product as uncharacterized. NCBI's taxonomy places the organism in Eukaryota, Viridiplantae, Streptophyta, Magnoliopsida, Ericales, Ericaceae. The record is from RefSeq and is a predicted model, not a curated record. Bases 87 to 671 code for a protein of 194 amino acids. The transcript is spliced from 2 exons.
AUCCGCCUACGAUUAUAUCCUCCCAACCCCACCGCUAAAAACAAUCUUUCACUCCAGAAAUCUCCCAGCCACUCACUCACCGACCUAUGGCUCUCACAAUCGGAGCCGGUGGCACCACGGCUCUGUACGGAGGCAGCAACGGCACCACUUACACCGGCCAGCAAUUUCUCCGCCGUCCAAUCCUCCUCCCACCACCACAACCCACAUCGCGAAACGCGAGUUUGAUUACAAGAGCGUCCAAGAAGUGGUCACCCAGAACCGGGAAGCUCGACGGCAGGACCAGAAGGAGCUCAAGCACGACCAUCAAAGAAGACGAAGAAGAAGAGCGACGGACGGUUCAGAAUGGAGUUGAGGGGGGUGUUGAUGCGAGUGGUGCGGAUGAUGGCUACUUCUUGCCUGAGCUUCCGGGUUUGGAGAAGGACUUCUGGGAGGGUCCUGAGUGGGACGGUUUUGGGUUUUUCGUGCAGUAUAUGUGGGCUUUCGGCAUCGGUUUCGCGUUAAUUGCGAGUGGAUUUGCUGUUGCCACAUACAAUGAAGGUGCAACAGAUUUUAAGCAGACUCCUGCUUACAAGGAAUCAAUUCAAUCUAGAGAUCUUUUGGAAGAACCAGAAGGAUCUAGCUCAGAUGUUUUUGAGUCCAACCCGACUGAGGAGGCACCAAGUUUGGAAUAGCUACUUAAUUUGAAUCCAAACAGCUUCGACUUUGCUUGGUAUAUAUUCAAGCAAAGGAAAAUGUCAGCUAUAGCUGCUGCCUUCUGUUUGUAAGGUAAAAUGAUAAGUUUCUGUAACAAAUUAGUUUUUAUUUUUGGGUUUUACUCUUUUAUCCUGAGAUAUGAGACGUGGGUUAGCAGAA